AUGCGCCUUGGGUCAGGGGGCCGCGGAAAGCCCUCAGCCUUUGUGUCCUUCCCUGCGACGGAGUGUCCACGUCUGAGCCCUCGGCUCCCCUCGGACCUCAGCCGGGACUGCCGCUGUCACCGCCGGGCUGCCAGCCUCCCGCCCAGGGGAACGCGGAGGCCAUGAUGGCUGGCUCCACUGGCCUGCUUUUACUGCUGCUGCUGGUCGAGCCCUGGGCGGGGGCUGCCGCUGACCAGGAGGCCGUGGUCUGCGCGGGAGCUGCCUGCUACACGGCCCACAGGGUCAAGCUGAGUGCGGAAGACGCCCAGCUCCACUGCAGCAAGAAAGGGGGCAACCUGGCCACGGUGAAGAGCGAGGAGGAGGCCCUGCACGUCCAGGGCGCCCUGGCCCAGCUCCUGCCACCGGGGGCGCCCCUGGCAGAGCGCAUGGGCAGGUUCUGGAUUGGGCUCCAGCGAGACAAGCGCAAAUGCCUAGACAGCAACCUGCCCCUGAAGGGCUUCAGCUGGGUGGGCGGCGGGGAGGACACGUCAUAUACCAACUGGCACAAGGAGGCCAAGAACUCUUGCACCUCCAAGCGCUGCGUGUCCCUGAUGCUGGACCUGUCCGUGCCGGCCCUGGCCAGCCGCCUCUCCAAGUGGACCGAGGGUCCGUGUGGGAGCUCCAGGUUUUCUGGGAGCAACAUCGAGGGCUUUGUGUGCAAGUUCAGCUUCAAAGGCAUGUGCCGGCCGCUGACCCUGGGGGGCCCGGGCCAGGUGAAUUACACCACUCCGUUCCAGGCCACCAGCUCCUCCCUGCAGGCCGUGCCCUUCGCUUCCAUGGCCAACGUGGCCUGUGGGGACGCGGACGAGAGCUGGCAACAUUACUUCCUGUGCAAGGAGAAGGCCCCCGAUGUGUUUGACUGGGACAGCUCGGGGCCCCUCUGUGUAAGCCCCAAGUUCAGCUGCGACUUCAACAACGGAGGCUGCCAGCAGGACUGCUUCGAGGGUGGGGAAGGUUCCUUCCGCUGCGGCUGCCGGCCGGGGUUCCGGCUGCUGGACGACCUGGUCACCUGCGCCCCUCGGAACCCUUGCAGCUCUAGCCCGUGUGGAGGGGGGUCCACGUGUGUCCCUGGGCCCCUCGGGAAGGACUUCACGUGCCACUGCCCCCCAGGCUACUGGCUAGACUCGACUCAGCAGGACUGCGUGGACAUGGACGAGUGCCAGCACGCUCCCUGUGCCCAGGAGUGUGUCAACACCCUCGGGGGCUUCCGCUGCGAGUGCUGGGUGGGUUACGAGCCUGGUGGCCCCGGAGAGGUGGCCUGUGUGGAUGUGGACGAGUGUGCCCCCAGACACUCGCCCUGUGCCCAGGGCUGCACCAACACCGAUGGCUCUUUCUACUGCUCCUGCGAGGGGGGCUACGUCCUGGCCGGGGAGGACGGCACCCGGUGCGUGGACGUGGACGAGUGUGCAGGCCCGCAGGGCGGCCUCUGUGACAGCCUGUGUUUCAACACAGAGGGGUCCUUCCGCUGUGGCUGCCUGCCAGGCUGGGAGCUGUCCCCCGAUGGGGUCUCCUGCACUGGGGGCCUCACAUCCCUAGGACCACCAGCUGGGCCUCCCCAAGGGGAGGACACAAGAGAUGGAGAGGGGAGGCUCGUGUCUUUUUCCGCAACAUCCAGUCCCACCAGGGACAGCCCCGAGGGCACCUCCACGGUGGCGCCCGCCGCCAGGAGACCCUCCCUCCCAGACAGCGUCCCCAUCUCCCUUGCCCCACCCGACAUGCUGGCCCCCAGUGGGUCCCCUGGUGUCUGGAUGGAGGCCAGCACCCAUCACCCCACGGCCACCACUGGCCGUGAGGCUUCCGCAGGUGAGGAUUUCACCGCCCAGCAAAGCGACGAUGGCACGGACGGGCAGAAGCUGCUCCUGUUCUACAUCCUGGGCACUGUGGUGGCCAUCCUGCUCCUGCUGGCUCUGGCUCUGGGGCUCCUGGUCUAUCGCAAGCGCAGAGCCAAGAGGGAGGAGAAGGAGAAGAAGCCGCAGAGCGCAGCAGACAGCUACGCCUGGGUCCCUGAGCGAGCCGAGAGCAGGGCAACGGAGAACCCCUACAGUCCGACGCCAGGGACAGACUGUUGAAGCUGAGGAGGCCCCGAGACACUGACAGUGACCACCGUCCUCAGAGGCAGGUGCCUGUUGGAAGCAGGACCCCCAUCCUCCUGGAAGACUGGACUGCAAUCUUAGCAAAUAGUUGUCAGCCUUCUCUUUAAACGCCUGGCAACUUGAACUGUGCAGGUAUCACACGCGUGUGCUGUGUGAGUGGUGGGUCGGGUGUCCUUUCAGGAAUUUGAUGCAUGUGAACAAUUCUCCCUCCCUCUCCCUGUUCAAAUUCAAAUGUGACUGAGUUCAUUUCACCCUGAUUCUGGAUUGGGCGUGACCAGUCAGGUGCUAAUGGGCUCCCUUUGAACUGCUUCUCUGCGUAACCAUCGAAGAAGAAGUUGUGAACCAGGGAAAAUUAGGACUGAAAUGAUUUGUGCCUCCUGGUGUGACAGAGGCUGAGGCGAUCAACUGUUUGAUUACGCAAGAAGCUCUGUUUCUGUCUGAGGGAACAUGUUGAGGCUGGAGAGUUUCCAUCUGCUUCGGUGGCACGGAGGCAGGACGUUUAGAAAUCGCAUCUUCUAGUUCUUCAGGUUCUAGUAGUCUUCAGUUUAUUUGCAGAUGAAAUCUGAACAAUGUGGGGAAAAUUGUACGAAGUGAGUUAAAAGUGUUUCUGGAAGCUAGAGUGAGAGGGCGGAGUUUGUUUCAAAACUACUUGAAUCAGUUCAUCUAAAUAAAUGUACUGAUGUUACCUCAGGCUUGAUUGAUGAGACAGACACUCGUGAGGACAAAGGUCAAGGACCACUGGUCUCUGGGCCAGGAGGCCCCAUGCCCCCGCUGCUGUCCUGCCUCCUCUGCAGCUGCCUGGGCUUGGAUGCCCUGAUGCUUUCUGGAGGAUGUGAGCGAGCUGCGGGGCUGAGGUUUAAACGUGUUGUCGUAAGCCUUUAGCACAGUUCACGGUGGUUGAUGCCUCCUGAGAGCUGAUCCUGGCUUGCGGCCGUAGCACCACCAAGUCAGGACUAGUCCCGCGGGGGCUGGCCCAGAGCUGCCUACAGUACAGGAAUCCCCUGGCUCUUUUCCUUAAAAAAGGGGGCGAGAGGGGAGGGAGCAAGAACGAGAGAAUAACUACGAUCCUGUGCAACCACAGGCACUGCUCACAGCCGUUUUAAUUUAUAGCCUCGUGUUUAAGUGCUCACUUGCGAAGAUUUCCCACAACUAAGACUGUUGUCGUCGGUGGCUCUCUGUCCCUGCCAGUUCUGCCUGGGUGCCUGGAAAGCAGCCCAGGUUCACUGCAGGUCGGAGCCCUUAGAAGCUGCCUGAGCAGCACGGGAGGCCCGGGCACCCAGAGGGCAUGGGGGCUCUGCCGCUCUGGCGCAGGACAGAGAGAGGGAACUUGCCAGGAUCCGCACUCCGCCCCAGGGGUCGGCACUCUGCGUGCACGGCCUUCAGAGCCAAGGAGAUGCCCUUUUGCCAGUUUUGAAAUGUAGGUGUUAUAGCUCCGUGUUUGAAGAAAAGAAAAUGGAAAACUGGAGGGGGUUGGGGGAAGGAAGCAAGGAUGGAGGCCUGAUAGGACCCAGGAGGGGGUUCGAAGUGUCUGCUUUUUAAAGCCACCUAAUAUUCUGCAGUUCCCACUCGGAACACUGGGGUUUAGCACUCCAGGGGGUGAAGGCUGUGUCCCUCGGCCCCGGGGUGGCGUGCCGUGCGGCGCUGACCGUCGGGCUGCUCGUGGCAGUGUGUGCACUUCGUGGCUGGUAUCUGCACGUACAGGAGGUGCUUUCCUCUAGGGCUUUAUGGCCCUCACCCUUGUCACUGGGGCGAGGGGGACAUUGCUAACCCAGGCUGCCCCUGACCCCCGUGGUCCCCUGGCUUUGAAUUGGCUGAGGUCACCGACGUGCCCUUGGUUUCAGUGUUCAUUUGGUUUCUUCUACAGCCCAGCCCCAUUUGGUCUCAAAUGGUCUCAAACACCAGAGUGUUUGAAUUCUUCUCUGGUUGGGGUGGGGAGGUGAAUAUGCAGCCCGGUCCAGCCUCCCACCCACUGCGACAUCCCCCCGGGGGGCCGGUGGGGAGAAAUGGGUGGAUAAAUCACAGUUUCUCCAAAUCCCCUCCGUCAGAGUCAGCCCCUCUGCAGGUGAGUGGGGUCUACCUGCCCUCACAGCCACAGCCCAGCAGUGGCCGCAAUCCCCAAACCGGACCACCUGGGGCAAUGACUCUGAUGAAAAGCCUCAAACUGAGGCUUUCUUCUCCCAUUGAACACCGCUGUCAUUUUGUGCCAGGGUAUUUGAAUCCUUGUUUUGGGAGCUCGGGGCCAAUUGACAAAGUAUCCAUUUAUCCAGAGGCCCAGGUGGCUCGGCCGUGACAUCCAGGGAAACAGACAGAUGGACAUGGGGAGAGGUGGGCUCUGCCACACAGAGAUUCCUCCAGCCGUGACCCUGGGCUGGGCAGGGGCAGACCAGGCACUGUUCUGUCCCUGAUUCCCUGACCUGCUGAGAGGCAGAGCAAGCUGAGCGUUGGGGUCAAGGAGAGGCUCCCCUUGGCAACAGGUUCAAAGACAAUUUGGACUUUCCUCCAAAGAAUUUCUCAUGGUUCAGUAAUUUUAUAUUCGGGACAAACUCACCACCUCUUGAGGAGAUAAUUUAAAGGGAGGACGUCUCCUUAAACACACCCGUUCCUGAAUUUCAGGGACGAUAUCACUGCGAUCACUGCUCUUUUCUCUCGUUGGCCAUUUGGAGGGGCUGAUGCAGGAGGACAGUCACCUGGGGAAGCCGAGUAUAGAUAGCCAAGGGCGGGGUGAUUCUUCAAAAUCACCUUGGGCGUGGAGGACCUGGUGAGUGUCCUUUAUGCGAUGAACCACGGCUGCUCCACAGUGUGGCCUUGAGGCAGAAGCAGCUGUGCUGGUGUCCCUUUUGGUGCCUGAACCAUGUUCCCAGCGGCAUUACGUGGGUGAAUUUGCCAGUUCUGGCCUGAGGCCGGGAGGGAUGCAGGCUGCGGUCACCACCAGGCCUGGCAAGGCCAUCUCAGGCCUAAGUGCCUGUCAACGGUAGACACGCAGCCUCUCCUAAAGGCUCGUCCUCACAUCUUCCCCAUGAUCAGGCAAGAAAGUGGAAUAAAAAAUUAAACGUGUAUGUGUGUGUGCUUGUGUACAGCGUGCAGGAGGAGCUGAAUUGGGAAUGAAUCUCUCUCUUGCACACACAUGUGUAGCUGCGUCUUUUAUGUCCUGGUCAUGAGCCCUCAUUUGAGCACAUUGUGAGGGGCCUGGAUUUUACCCCUGAACAACCUCUGAAGGAUGUGGAUUUGAUCAUUAGCUACUUUUAUUCGAAAUCUCUCUCCCAUAUAUACUUCUGUGAAAACUAAGAGAACAGAGAUGAGAUUUGACCCCCCAAAAAAGCACUAAAUUCAAAAUGACGCAGUUUUUUUUAAAGCAAAUCUAGGAAAGCCUUUUCCUAUUAUUUUUCUUCUUAGCUUCUCCAUUGUCUAAACCAGGAAAACAGGAAAGCAUUGCUUUCUAGCAGCUGCAAAAUGGUGUAAUGUCCCCUACAUAUUUCCAUCCCUGAAACAAUAGGUUUAGCAUGGGAAUCUGAGAUAUAAAAUCCCCAAAAACAUCUGUCCCUCUCUGGCCGCAAAACCCACUGCUUAAAUCUGUGGGGUUUGUGGAGUUUGUCAACCAAAAAAAAGAGGAUGAUAAAAUUCUCCACGUGUUCGAUAAUCAAGUACCUUAUCCCAUUCCAGAUUCCAGGGGCUAAUACUCACCGAAGUGCUUUUUUAAAAAAAUGCAGUGUGUUUUGGUCUGUUCAUGGAGAUAAUGCCCAUCCGUUUUAGGAAGAAAUUUUGGAGUUCCUUUCUCUCAUUGUUCCUCUUAUCUGCAAGGGGGCAAGUGUUUCCUUUCAGUAGAUUUUGCCCACUGUUCCCCUGGCCUGAAGCUCUUUUUGCAUAUUUGGCUUAAGCUUGAAAUAGAUCAUAGGCGAGGCCUGGCUCGGCGAUAUUAGAUGCAAUGAUAUUAGAUAUUAGAUGUAAAUGUCAGCAGUCCCUCCAUUAGCGCUAAAUGAGAAUGUAAGUCUUUUUGGAUGUGUGUAUUUGAAGUUUGUUCUCCUGAUGCUGGAAUCAUGGGCUUUCUAUGUGGGGUUAUUUCACUCCAGGCCGGGGGAGGGUGGGCUGCACGCUGCGCUGCCCUCAGGCUUCUGAGAAGCUGAGUGGCACCUCCGGUCAGCCUCAGAAGUGGGUUGUCAUCCUUUGUGCUUUGUUAUGCACCUAGCCUAAUAAACUCCGAUAUAUAUUGCU
This is a messenger RNA of Eubalaena glacialis (North Atlantic right whale), 6341 nucleotides long. RefSeq names its product CD93 molecule (gene CD93). The transcript is spliced from 2 exons. Lineage: Eukaryota; Metazoa; Chordata; Mammalia; Artiodactyla; Balaenidae. The record is from RefSeq and is a predicted model, not a curated record. The coding region runs from base 162 to 2108 and encodes 648 amino acids. Gene Ontology annotation, molecular function: calcium ion binding.